UUGCCCCGGUAUGUUUCCCGCCAGAUCUUCAAAACAACAAACAUGGAAGGAUCGUAAAUAAAAAACUAUAGCUAGCUGAGUUGUGUUAAUUAUUUUUUGAUAAAUCAUGAUCAUAGACAAUUUAAAAGACGAAUUUUAUGAAACUAUAAGCUGUGAGAGGAUCCUUGUUCUUGUGGCACUGGAUGUUGAUGCGCUAUGUGCUUGCAAGAUUGUUAAAUUACUUUUUAAGCAGGACAAUAUUCAAUACACAAUCAUUCCUGUAUCGGGUGUUUCUGAUUUAAAAUCGUCUUAUGAUGAACAUAGAGAGCAGAUCAAACAUUUUUUGUUGUUAAAUUGUGGUGGAAAUAUUGAUCUUGAUAUUCUUGAACCCGAUGAUGACACUACAUUUUAUAUUGUUGAUAGUCACAGGCCAUUGGAUUUGAACAAUGUCUUUAAAGAACAAGUGAAGAUAUUAAUAAAAGAAGGAGACAGUAGCAUUGAUGAAAUUCCUGAGCCAGAAAAAGUUAUUGAAUAUGAAGGGGAUGAUGAAGAGGAGGAUGAAGAUAAUGAAGACUCAGAUGAUCCUGACCAACCAUCAUCAAAACGGCAAAGAACAGGAGAAGAUUUAUCAUAUUUGGAGAAAAAAGUCAAAAAGAAGAAAUGGGCUGCAGAGCGGGAUCGAAUACUGGAUGAAUAUUACGAAUGUUCAUAUUAUGGAAACAGUGUUGCAACAGUGUUGUAUGAUCUUGCGUGGAAAUUAACAAAAGAUAGUAAUGACCUGCUAUGGCUUUCCAUUGUUGGGUUAACAGAACAGUAUUUGAUGUCAAAGAUUGACAGAGAAAGAUACUUUGAGGAAUACACAAGUCUGCGUGAUCACGUACUUCGACAUAAUAUUACAGAUGAGGAACAUGCACAAUCAAUUGACUGUGUAAAAAUAUCGUUCGAAAAUGAGCUACGUUUAGAUUUAUAUCGUCACUGGUCUUUGUUUCAAAGUUUUAUGAAUUCACAGUACACAUCUUGUGGAUUUCGACUAUUUACAAUGAAAGGAAAAAAACGCCUGCAUGAAUUGUUUGCUGAUAUGGGGUUACCUAUCAAACAGUGCCAACAGAAAUUUUCUUCCAUGGAUGCUGAUUUGCGAGGAAAUGUAAAAGAAUGGAUAGAUAGUUUGGCUGAAAAAUACGGACUGGAUGAUUUGUCAUAUGGUUCUUUUGUUGCACAGUAUGGCUAUAGGAGUAAGUUAUGUGCAGGAGAUGUUGUUUUCGCUAUCAGUGCUUUACUCGAGUAUGCAAAAGACGGUUCAACAUAUUCUGAUCACUUCCUGGAUGCCAUGGACGCACUUACCAGAUCUAAUGUUGAUAAAUUGAUAGAAGGGAUCGAACUAGGAAAACAACAGAUUACCUCAAUGGUCAAUCAAGUGCGUUCGUUUAUUGAUUCACAUCAAAUCGUUUGCGCUGGACCAUUUCUGUACGUUCACGUCCAAGAUGGAUCUCCCAAUGCACCAAUAUUUGCCAAUCCUAUUGUCAUCACUAGACUUGCACGCUAUUCACUGGAAGCAUACAGUAUUAUGGCGAAGAACAAAAAAGCAAGAACUCUACCAUUUGUGCUAGCUGUUCCAUAUAAUGCUGAAGAAGGUACGUCACUACUAGUUGGUGUUCCUCCCGUCAGUGACACAUCGUUUAAAAGUUUCUUCGGUGCUGCAUUUAAACAGGCAGGCGAAAAGACGAAGUCACGUGUGAAACACGACUUUUUCGACCCAACAGGUAACAGUUGAACUAGUAGUCAUCGAAAUUAAGACUGAAGACCGGAGUAAGUUUUUCGAUAAUUUAUCAGCACUUAUGGCUUAAAAAGAUGUACACGAUGAAUAUUCAAGAAGUCCGAAUUGGCUGAGCAGAGAUUGACAGUGAUGAACAUGCAUGCUGGUUGCUCCAAGAAAGUACUUGGAUAGUUUUUUUAGUGAUCAUUUUUCGCAAUAUACAAUCAUGGAUUUCCAUCACCUCCUGAGGCUCGGUUACCAACUAGGCUUGGAUUAAGUUAUGGUGUUUCCGUUUGAUAAAAGAUUUAACUUCUACGGAUAAAAUUUAAACAUCGAAAUUCUGGUUGUGAUUUUUUAGGUGUGGUUUAAUGUUGUAUAUACAGUGUAUAUCCUACGUUAUUCCACACACACAUUUCACUCUAACAUUACGUCCCACGAUUUAAAAUAGACUAUCCGACACUGUAUACUAUUGAAUUGUAAUUACGCUUAAGGGUGAAAGUUGAAAAUACUCUAUUAAGCUAGUUUUUCACUCCAUAAUUUUAUGGUGAGAAAACAAAAAUAUCCUGUACUCCACAGGACCUUUCCAGGCCUACCACCCCAAAACUCCUCAAUUUUAUUUUUACAAUGCACAGAAAUACUUCAUUGUUACAAGUUGUAAUUUCAUGCAAUUUCUUUAGAAUUCCCUUAAAUCUUCUUCAUUUUUUUUACCCUUCACUUUUUUUAUGGAAACUUCCUCCCAAAGAAGGUUGGACAUAUAAUAAAAGCGUUGCAACCCUAUUUUCAUAGAAUUUUUCAUUUUAUUUUCAUCUUUUGAAUAAUUUUCAAAUUAUUCAAAAGUUCAAUUUCUGCUGCGGUUCGAGUUACUUUAGACCAAACUGGCGUGUUUGUUUGCUCAGCUAGCCCUGAUCGAAAUCGCACUAAUGUUUUAAUCGCGUUUUUCAUCGUAAAAAACUUGUGAUUUUUUGAACAGGAAAAGCCUUGGAAAUUAUUUCUGUUUCAUAAUCUUCUUUUUUCUAUUUUUUACCAACUAACUGUAGGCUGGAUGAUGAUUUGAAUUUAAAGGAUAUAAGCCUUGUGUUACUAAAAUAUAAAAAGCGCGCACAUGACUCUUUCGUUUUGAACAGGAUUGUUUGUAGUGGUUUAGAAUUGGUGUUUUGAAUAUCGUAUUAUAUGUUUUAAAUUUGUAAAUAUGAGAAGAAAUGUUCUUCUGAAAUUAUAUCUGUUUGUGUUCUGUG
Messenger RNA from Hydractinia symbiolongicarpus, 2967 nucleotides. Its product is annotated as cell division control protein 45 homolog. Gene Ontology annotation, cellular component: DNA replication preinitiation complex. Gene Ontology annotation, biological process: DNA replication initiation; mitotic DNA replication preinitiation complex assembly; double-strand break repair via break-induced replication. Gene Ontology annotation, molecular function: single-stranded DNA binding; DNA replication origin binding; chromatin binding. The transcript is spliced from 25 exons. Lineage: Eukaryota; Metazoa; Cnidaria; Hydrozoa; Anthoathecata; Hydractiniidae. The record is from RefSeq and is a predicted model, not a curated record. Bases 107 to 1750 code for a protein of 547 amino acids.